AUGGGAGAGACUAAUGCAUGUGAGGAUGUCUUGGCCACUUAUGGAUGUGUAGCUUUGUGGUUAAAGCUUGUCAUCCCAGAUGGAGAUGAAAGCGCACUUGUUAGCCUGUUCGAUGCAGCAGAAACUCUUAUCGGGUGUCCAGCUGCUGAAUUUGCCGAAUCCAAAAAACGGGCUGUCUAUGAGCAUCACCCACGUCCAAAUCAACUGAUUGGGGAGAAUGAUCUACCACAGAAGCUUCAAAAUUUCAUUGAGGACAGCAGAGAUGGGCAGAGGGCAGAGUUCUGGUGGCCAAGUUUUGGUGAAGCAGAUGGCCACUUCUUUGAUUAUAUCAGUUCUGUUCUGUGA
Ilex paraguariensis (yerba mate) is the source of this 345-nucleotide messenger RNA. The record is from the annotation of a GenBank genome assembly. Lineage: Eukaryota; Viridiplantae; Streptophyta; Magnoliopsida; Aquifoliales; Aquifoliaceae.